Leptopilina boulardi is the source of this 758-nucleotide messenger RNA. RefSeq lists its product as uncharacterized. Lineage: Eukaryota; Metazoa; Arthropoda; Insecta; Hymenoptera; Figitidae. The record is from RefSeq and is a predicted model, not a curated record. The annotation marks the transcript as partial. The transcript is spliced from 4 exons.
ACACUCAAUUUACUGUUGAACUGUUACAAGUGUAAUUCUGGUAUGGCUCAUCACAUUCAAGAGUUUCUUAAAAGAUGAGUCAAACUUAUUGAAAAAAAGAAACAAAUUUUUGCAAAUUUUUACAAUUUUUUGUUUACAGUAGACAAUUUUUUAAUAUGAGAAGUAUAAUGAAAAUUUAUUUAUUGUUAUCACUAGUCAAUUUUACUGUUGAAUAUGAUGUGUGUUUACAAAAUCAAACAGAUUUACAGGAAUUUAAAUCAACAUCGCAAAAUAUUCAUAGAAUAAAGAGAAGAUCGUUAAAUUUUCCAACAGGAAGUGCAUUCGUAAUGACAAUGUCGGUAGUAAAAACUCUUCCAAUAAAAGGGUUCACCUGGAAUCAAGUUCAUGAAUUUGAUGUUAUUUGGCCAAUACCAAAUAGGUCUGAUAAACCAGAACCUAAACCUAAACCAAAACCAAAAUAUCCAAAAAGGAAAAAAUAUUAUCAACGACCCUAUUGGAGGAAUCGUAUUCAUCGAAGGGAAUUGUACUCUAAUUUUGAAGUGGCUCUCGAAAGAUUUAAUUUACCGGGAAGAACUUGCAUUUUAAGAACAAUUUGUGAAGCUAAAACAUUUCUUCAUCCACCUGGCGUUUCUUUAAUUGAAGACAUGUUUCGAGUAAUUUUAAGUAAUCCAAUAAUGACCACGAACAAUAUAGAUGAAUAUGAUUUGGCUCAUCAGACAAAAGAAGAUUGUCAUCUUCUCUACCCUUGUCCUUUUUCA